Molecule: messenger RNA, 5757 nt
Organism: Synchiropus splendidus (mandarinfish)
Lineage: Eukaryota; Metazoa; Chordata; Actinopteri; Syngnathiformes; Callionymidae
Gene: mrtfbb
Product: myocardin related transcription factor Bb
Exons: 14
Coding region: 2478-4787 (769 amino acids)
Biological process (GO): smooth muscle cell differentiation
Source: RefSeq, a predicted model, not a curated record
CUCCAUGGGACUCCAGACCUGGCCCCCAAGUAAACCAGCGCUGCCCUCCAUGGCCUGUCUUGAUGUGGAGACCCCUUCCAUCUGCAGGGGUAAAUUCAAAUCAGGUGCUCUUUCCUGUUGUUUUGAACUUUGGCUCAUGAUGUUAACCGCGACUGGCGGCAUCUGCAGGGGGGCACUUCUCGUGACGUAGUCAGAACCAACAGGAAAUGACUGAGCAGCAUCACUCCUGACUCAUUCCAAGCAUCAUUGGCUCAGCACAUUACUGCUUUCUGAUGCAUAGCUCGUACGUCAUUGUGGUCACUUGCAUUGGUUCUUUAGACAGCUUACUGUACUUUAAAGCAAAACAACUUUUUAAUUUAAUGAAAGCUAGAGUUGCGAUUUGUAUUUCACAACAGAAAGGUGUCAUGUUCAAAUCCCAACUGGGACCAUUCUGUUCUUUCCAUACUUCUAAAACGUGCUGCAUAGUAAUCCGUCGAAUUGGAUUUUCCAUAGACCACAGAGAGGAACUUGUCUCAGUCUGGCUUAUUUCAAAAAAUGAAGUCCGACAUUUGUGAUGUUGAGGUCGAUUCUCUUUGAUACGUUUUGGUCCAUAUACAUUUACUGUUACUGUUUCUUUUAUUUAUUUUUUUAUUCAUGAAUUUUUAUGCUUCAAUUUCACAAUACUUCAUUGUAAACCUCUGAUCUGUCACAUUCUAACUUUCUUAAUGUUCUGUCAUGACUAUAUACAGAUACAGAUACAGAUAUAGAUACAUCCAGGUGAACGAACUCAACAAAACUGAUCCUCACUGAAGAGUCUGUCACCCCGCGGCCCAAACAUAUGCUCAAUCUUUCAACAUGUCCUUUCGUUCUGAGUCAGUUUUUGGAAGUUUCCUGAUCAGUUGUUGACAUUUUCAACCCACGCUUGCUCCCAAACUGACUGCUGAAGGUUAAGGCAGGAACACUCCACUCUUCGAAGGACAUGAUAUCAACUAUUACUGUGAUCGUGUUUGAAGUACUGAAGUGAACAGGCCGCGAACAACUUACCUGUCUGAGCCUGUAAUCUGUUGCAGAACCCUAAAUAUACUUUUGAUACACUGCUCCCAACCUCUGCGUCACAUCUUUCAUACUAAACAUCUGGGUGCACUGCAACUACAGCUCUGUCGUUGCUCGUGCUGUUGAGCUUGGUGAGAAACACGGGGGGCGUCGCCACCGACAAAGUCUUGUCAACAGUGGUGAUGUAAUGACCCAGAAGCCCCUUCGCAGUGUGUUUUUUCUGUUUGUUAAUAUUUACGUGAAUGUAAAUCGGGGUUUUUCCGCCUUCUUCAGUAUGAUCGCAAAUAAUAACGCAAAGAGUGAGGCAUACCAGUAUGGCACUACGAUAUGGGAGCCUUUUUUACCACGUGUCUUUCAAGCGUUUCACUCAGGCGGUCAGUGGGGUGAACCUGAACCUCUCAGCUCCAAGCUUGUGUCUUGAAAACCGUUAGUGCCACUGUGCGUAGUUAGCAUUCUUGGUGGCCCCAUGAAAUUGCUUAGAGGGCUGGAUUUGGCCCCUGAGCCUCGAGUUGGAAACAUGCACUUUUUUCCCCCAAAAAAGUUUGCUUUCAUUCUCAGUAGUUAAUACAGUCAAUAUAGACUCUGGACUCGCACACAUCAGCUGGUUUCUCCUCAUGCUCGCUCGCACACAUGACUAUUAACAGCUCCCUCUAAAUGUCUUUAUUUGAAAAGUCAGCGUGACCCGGUGCGACCCGGUGCCUCUGAUCUGAAUUUAAAUUUGUCUGGGUAAGACAAAUCCACAGCGUUUUUAUUUGACCGAGUCAAUAACAUGAGACUGUAGCUGGGAAGCUCUUCUGAAAGCGACAUGGGUGGAAGACUAGAGAUUACAUCAGCAGACAGGGAUUUCAGUGGUGGUGUGCAGGAGAGCGAAGCCACCCGGAGAAAGUUAUCCAGGAUUGAGGUUGUCAAACUGCCAGACGGACCCUCAGGCACGAGUCGUACCCUGGCAUUGACGGUGUAACCGUUGGAAAUCCAAUUGAGUGUUAUUGAUAUGCCGUUAUAUAAAGUCAUAAGCUGCAAACGCAACCUCCUGGUUUGUUAUAGGAAACACAGAAGGUGCAGCAGGCACGCUGUGUUCUCUGCAGCAAGACUGGAAGAGGGUGGAAUCCCACCCCUCCGUCCUGUCACUCGACAUUCCCUCCAUCGUUCCCUCAGCCGUACAUACGACGGGGGCUCCCACCCCCUUAACUACCUCUUGAUUCCAUGGUUCCCAGGCCUUGUUCUCACAGCUGCCCAGUUUAUUUUUGCUCGGGUGAGUCAGAGAGGCCUGCUCAGAUGCAGGGCCCGGUCCCCGGAGAGUCCCGCAGGUCUGACUUGUGUGUUUGUGUGUGAAUUGUUGUUGCUAUCUACGCGUUGAAACCAGCUGCGGCCCAAAUUCGCCAUCACUUCAUCCUCACCUGUUGUCUCUUCUGUCGGCUCCAACUCCGCCGCUCGCCUGAAAUAACAUGUCCACGCUCCUCGUCCUGCAGCUUUGUUUGCAACAGAGACGCAGUCGGGAGCAGCUCGCCGAGCAGGGCAUCAUGCCACCUCUGAAAACGCCUGUCGCCUUCCACAAGCAGAUUCGCAGCCUGGAACGAUCGAGAACUGGAAACUUCUUGAAGCACAAACUCUGCAGCAGACCUGAGCGAGCCGAACUGGUGCGCAUGCACAUCCUACAAGAGACUCAGGCUGAGGCGUCCCUGCAGGCCACACAGUUGAAACUGAAGAGAGCCAGACUGGCCGAUGAUCUCAACGAGAAGAUCGCGCAGCGGCCCGGUCCCAUGGAGCUGGUGGAGAAGAACAUCCUGGCGGUGGACCCGGCUGUCAAGAAGAAAAGUGACGGCGGCAAUGGGAAGAAGGCUGACUUGGAUGUGUACAGCUUUAAUGAUGGAAGCAGCGAUGGAUCGUCUCCAGAGCCCACAGCGAACCAAGGGUCGCCGAGUGCUGACUCGGCAAUACGUGAUAUAGCUGAAGAUGCCUCCACAAAGAGUUCAAAGGUCACAUCAGAUUCCAGUAAUCUGGUUUCCAGCAGUGAAGAGCAGAGCAACCCGCAAACAAACGCGCCUCCUCCAGUCGCGGCGGCUGCCAGCACCGUGGUCGCAGGACCGGUUCUUAUUAAGCAAACGUUACCAAAGUCCCCCAGCGAUAAAACCCGCAGUAAGAAGAGCAAAGAUGCGAAGCCUCGGAUCAAGAAGCUGAAGUACCACCAGUACAUUCCGCCCGAUCAGAAGCAAGAGCUGAGCACGGUGCAGAUGGACUCGGCGUACGCUCGCCUCCUGCAGCAGCAGCAGCAGUUCCUGCAGCUCCAGAUCAUCAACCAGCAGCAGUACAGCUACCAGACAGUGCUGCCUCCGCAGAGACCAACAAGUGAGUUACAGUCCAGCUGCUCCAGCAACACUCUGACAGGAACCCCGGCGCCUGCCCCCGUGUCGCCCCGCCUCCAGCAGCAGACCAGCAAACCAGAUCAUCUACCCCCAAAUAUCGAUGAGAUGAAGGUUGCUGAGCUGAAAAUGGAGCUGAAAUUGAGAUCUCUGCCAGUUUCUGGGACGAAGACAGAGUUGAUCGAGAGGCUGAAGCAGUAUCAGGAAAACACCGGAAUCCAGAUCGCGGCGGUGUCGCAGUCCGAGAAGUUUACUCCACCCGUGUCCCCUGUGGCCUCCAAAGUGUCCACCAUGGCCAUAGAGGACAGUAGCACAACAGAUAGUCCUUCAAAGACCCCGCCACACGACGAGUGCCCAACAGAAUCCUGGGUGAAGGACAGGCGCCUUCAUGAGAAGGAGCAGCAGAUAGAGGAGCUGAAGAGGAAGCUGGAGCGAGAGCAGAAGCUAGUGGAGGAGCUGAGGAUGCAACUGGAGAAGGAGAAGAAGAACCAGCAGGGGGAGCCACCUCCCAGAAGUGUCAAGGAUGAACAGCAGAUCCAGCCAAACUGCGCUGUUGCUCAUUACUCCCCAACUCUUCCAGUGAUGGUGAAACAAGAACCACCUGACCAGAUCAUCGGCGGUCACCAGCCCGCAGCGUCUCCAGCUUUGGUCCAGCAGGAGAUGGCCGCUUGCAAUGUGGCUUCUUUUUCUGAACAGAAGUCCACAGAAACGGCUCAGCAGCCGGAGAACACAAAUCAGAGGUGGAGCACAGACAGGACUGGCCAUCUCAUCCUCUCACAGAGUGACCCACCCGUCCCGGAUACACCAGUCAAUAAAUCUCCUUGUUCCCUCCCAUCUCCUCUAAUGUUGCAGCAAGUGAAGUUCCCAAGCCCUCUCAAGUGUGGAGACCCACCACGCUACGAAGACGCCGUCAAACUGACGCGCUUGUUGACAGCAGCGCAGGGUGAGACUGUGGCCAGCCAGCAGAUGGACGACCUGUUUGAUGUUCUGAUAGAGAGCGGAGAAAUGUCUCCUUUAGUCAAACAGAACCAUUCCAGUCCGGACAAGCCUCAACCGGUGACCGCCAAUGUCACCACCCUUCCCAUCAACACGGUCCUAUCCCGGCCUCCAGCUCUGGUGCAGGUGGGCCAGCAGCCUGCAGCAGGAUUUGACCCUUCCACCUUGGCAGUUCUGAGUCCGAACCCAGAACCGCACGCUCUGAAGCUGCUGGAGGACCUGCCCAUGUCCACCAUGGAGGUGGACUUGACUCUGGACUUGAAUCUUCACAGCACAAACGUGGAUCACAUGGACUGGAUGGAUCUGAGCUUGUCAGCGCCGGGCGGAGACAGCAUCAGCGCCCUGGACCCUGGGCUGGGCGUCUUCUCCAGCUUCCUGGACGCUUAUGAACUGCACUGAGCUCGCCGUGUGGGUGGCUCUCGCACCUGAACGUUCAUCACAAGGGAGGCUGACAGCUGUUUCCUGCACUGUCUUUUUCCUCUUGCCUUAGGACCAGACCGGCUCAGCAAAACCAAGAGUUGUCAGACUGAGCUGAGGAACAUUCCUACCACAGCCGACUCCAAAGUUUGGUCAUUAUUUAUAUUUGUUUUUCUAAAACCAGUGUGUGGAUAAAGCCAAACUAAACACAUCAGAAUGACUUCAUUUUAAACCAUUUUCUAGUGUAAACAGUUCUAUUUCACUAGAGAAAUGGAGCAAGUUCAAAAUUGGACUGUACCUGUCGUAGAACAUGAAGAUCCCAAAUGAGACAAUGUUUUAUAUUGAAGCCCACUAUGAUAGUUUUUACAUUCCCUCACACGUUCUCUGCCCUGUGGCGCCGCCUGCUGGGCAUGCCUGGAAUUGGUGUAUGCGAUUGGAUUAGACUGCCUUCAUGUGUAAAUAGUUCACAUCUGUCGUCUUCUUAUUUUGUUAUUUAAACGCUUCAUACAUUUGGUGGCAGACACUAUAUAGAUAAGGUAUUUGGACCAGCGACCUUUUCUUGCAUUGCAAAGUUUAUUGUUUACACGCCUUAUUUUUGAGACAUAUUAAAUACAACACUCUUUUUUUUUUUUUUUUUUUUUUUUUUUUUACUGCACCAAUUUUGUAACAUGAACUGUAUCAUUUAGGUUCUUUAAUAAAUGCACACUGCAAAUUGUGUUUAUCUUAAGCCUAUGUUUUCCAAGAAUCAUCACAGUCCUGACCAUUGUGUGACACUCGAGAAAUACUGUAGGAACGACAAUGACACGUCAACUACAUCUAAGAAACGACCUACAUUCCGAAAUGAGGACUGAUAGGUCAUGAAAAUGUUAAAAUUGAGAUGCGUUGUGGCAUCACAAAACAUCCGAAACUAGUAACAUCAGCAUUUCACGUGACAUGAAACAAACGGACGCGA